Molecule: messenger RNA, 8914 nt
Organism: Astyanax mexicanus (Mexican tetra)
Lineage: Eukaryota; Metazoa; Chordata; Actinopteri; Characiformes; Acestrorhamphidae
Gene: plagl2
Product: pleiomorphic adenoma gene-like 2
Exons: 4
Coding region: 441-2255 (604 amino acids)
Source: RefSeq, a predicted model, not a curated record
UGGCCCUGACGUCACACUCCCACAAUGCUCGCGCCCCAUAACUCUGGCGCUGCAGCCUGAGGAGAGCGAGUCACUCAGGCCCCGCAAAAAACAGCGAAAUUACAGAAAACAAACUGGGAAAAACUAACGAAAACACGCGGCGAGAGGAGCGGGAGCGGAGCGGGGACGGCGGCGUGGGCUCUCCCACGGGAAAACAAAAUGAGCCGUACUAGUACCUACUCAGCCCCACCCACGGCAGUUGGGACUGGGUGAGAGAAGGAAAGCAGUGCCAUUUCUUUGUAACAGGUUCCAAACAAUAAGAAAGAUUUAAGAAACGACGAAUAAGCCCCACCCUACGUACACACCCUCUUAAACCCCACCCCCAGGCGGAAUCCAAGCAGGGCCUGGAAGGCAGGGCAGCCACGGCCGAGUUUCAAUGGCAACGGCACCCUAGGGCUGCCAUGGCAGCAGCUGCCGCCGAUGCCCACCGCCACAUUACCGCACUGACGCCGGAGGACGAGGAACGACGAGCCACCACCAAAUUCUUUGGAGGUCCAGCUCAAGUGAGGACGGAGAGAGAGAGAGAGCACGAGCUAGAGAAGGAGGCGGAGAAGGAGGAGAGUGUAAGUGGGAACGAGUGUUUGGUGUGCGGCGCCCUCUUCAGUUCGCAGGAGAAGCUCCGACUCCACGCAUUCUGUCACGCGGGAGAGAAACCUUUCCACUGUUCUCAGCCCCACUGCCCCAAGGCCUUCAGCUCCAAAUAUAAGCUCUACAGGCAUAUGGCCACACACUCUCCGCAGAAGACCCAUCAGUGCUCAUUCUGUGAAAAGAUGUUCCACCGUAAAGAUCAUCUGAAGAACCACCUGCAAACUCACGACCCCAACAAAGAGGCCUUCAAGUGUGAGGAGUGUGGCAAGCACUAUAACACAAAGUUAGGUUAUAAGCGCCACGUGGCCAUGCACUCUGCCACAGCGGGCGACCUGACCUGCAAGGUUUGUCUUCAGAGCUACGAGAGCACUCCUGCCCUCCUGGAACACCUCAAGAGCCACUCUGGCAAAUCUUCGGGCGGCACCAAGGAGAAGAAACACCCUUGCGACCACUGCGACCGCCGCUUCUACACCCGCAAGGAUGUUCGCCGGCACAUGGUAGUCCACACAGGCCGCAAAGAUUUCUUGUGCCAGUACUGUGCCCAGCGCUUUGGAAGGAAGGACCACCUCACGCGGCACGUUAAGAAGAGCCACUCUCAAGAGCUGCUUAAGAUCAAGACAGAACCUCCGGAUAUGUUGGGCUUGCUCGGGACUGGUUCUCCACCUUGUGCCGUGAAGGAAGAGCUCAGUCCUAUAAUGUGUGGUAUGGGCCCGAACAAGGACUCAAUGAUGACCAAGCCUUUCCGCAGUGGCACCCCUUUCCCAAUGGGCAUGUACACUCCUCACCACCUCCCGGCCAUGUCCAACCCAGGGAUGGGUCACCACCCGUCUUUGGUUCCAGGAUCAUUGUCUGCUGCUAUGGGUAUGGGAUGCCCCAUGGAGCCUCCUUCAACCUUGCACCACCAUCACCACCAUUCGCAUCAUCACCACCACCAUCCACACCAUCACCACCCCUCACCACCUCCACAGCACCAACAGCAGCCUCCUUUGCAGCCCCAGCCAUCGCAGCAACAGCACCCGCACCCACACCCGCACCCACACCCGCAGCCGCAACCCAAGUACCAGCUCGGAUCUACCUCAUACCUGCUGGAAAAGCCCUUGAAAGUGGAGCUGGAGAGUUUCUUUAUGGAUCUUCAGAGUGGCUUGCCAGUUCCAGCUCCACCCUCAGCUGACCCUCACUCAGCUGCCUCGCCGAACAAGGACGGUAUGGAGCCUCCGCAUUCUCUGACGGACGAGCUGUGUGGGGACCCGCUCCUCUCUAAGAGCCCUGCAGUCAUUGCUGAAUCCCUCUGUGCUGCUAACAUGGACUUCUCACACCUGCUGGGCUUCUUUCCACUCAACCUGCCUCCCUACAACGCCCCCAUGAGUUCAGGAGGCCUGGUGAUGGGGUAUUCCACCUCCUCCACUGCCUCCUCCACUUCUUCCUCAUCGUCGUCAGCGUCCUCGCACGUCACCGACCCGCACGCUGCCACAGCGACAGCCGCAGUGCCUCUUACCUCUUUGCAACCUCAACCUCAGGAGCAACCGGGCUCCGGCGGGGGUCUAGGACCCCUGCACCCACUUCCGCCAGUGUUUAGCUCCAGCCUCAGCACGACCACCCUGCCUCGCUUCCACCAGGCCUUUCAAUGAGGCUCCCUCCCCACCCUGACCUGCUGCAGACUCAAUCAUCAGUCGUAAGGCGGCUCAGGGCAGAGGAGCUUUCGGGCUCCCCCUAGGGGUGGGGUAAAAAAAAAAAAACAGAAAACACUUGAACACAUAGAAGCCUUAAUUGAAGCGCACAAAAGCUUUCGUAUGAGCCUGGAGGGAAUCCUUUAUUUCAGAAAAAAAGGAAAAACAGAAAAGCAUAGGAAAUGAGAAGCUUUUAUUUAGGCUUUUGUCUGUACUUUAGUUAAACCUCAUCCCCCAGCCCCUUUUCUUCCCCUCACCAUUUUCUAGUUAGGAGGCAGCAUCAGCAGGCCUUAAGGCGUGGUACUGCAUACUUUAUAAAGUAAUAAUAUGAGUAGGAUAAAAAUCAAAAAUUAAUGUAGAAAAAGUAAUGUCUUUUAAGACUAGAAAAUAUAGUUUGAAGUGAGUAAGUUUUGUUGUUUUUGCUCUUCCAAAUGUGAGACCUAACUUGCUAUUUUGUCUCUAUUUUAAGCGUAAAAAAGUCAGGUAAUAGUCGCUUGCCCUUGAACUAAAACCGUCUUUUGCAGCCAGGAGUGGAAAAAAAAUUAGUGAAGGAAUGGAGCUGAUAUUGAAUCAGAAAUUCUCUCAGCGUACACAGCCAAAUGAAUAGGUCAUUCAUUACCUAAAAUUCCCCCUUUUCAGUUGUGCCAAAGGCACAGAUUUUUCUUUUUCCAUUAUAUGCAAUUGAAUUCAUAAUGUGUAAGCAUAAGCAGGUCAUCCAUGUAGACGUGUGUUUUUGUUGUUUUUAAAAACCCAGUUUUCACUCCUAUGUACGUUUCUCCUAAAAAAGAAGUAUUGACUGAGGAAUACGCAUUGCUUUCGUGCUUAAGCAAGAUGUAGGCAAAGUGUGAAAUAUAAAAGAAAGAAGGAGGAGAAAGGAGAAAAAAUGAAGCUGCACAGUUCAAUGCUCUUGCUUCUUAUACACUGUGACCAUUAGCAAAAACUAAGGGUAGAGAAACCCAAUAGUAUAAAAAUCUCGUAGGUUUACAACAAUACCCGAAAGAAGCACUUUGUUUACAGCUGAAGGCACUUGACCUCUUCAGGUUACCACUUCGGGUGACCCACUGACCCACCCCAUUCUGACCUAUUUUACCUUUAACUUUAGCCAAGCUUCCUAAACAGAGACAGCUUUUAGCUAAAAAAAAAACAAACACAUCAAAAAGGAGACAUCUGACAUAUACAUCUAUGGUUCUUUAGGACUUCAGGUUUUCCUCCUUCCUUCCAGCACUAAUUUUAAUAUCUCCAUGGCCACACUUUCUUACCUCCAGUUCCUGCCCACCUCAUUCUAAUAUAUUUUAUUAGACUCAAAUAUUUUAGGCAGGACUCUUUUGUUUUUGUUUUUGUUUUAACAUUGAGAGAUACAUGGUAAUAAUCACCCUGACAUAUGUGAAUAGAAAAUAAGAAAUGACGAAAAAAAAAGUUCAAAAAAGUAUUUUUUUGCAGUGUACGAAAUACCACAUCAGAAAUAUAUAUUAUAAUUGCUUUUUAUUUUAGUAAAGUGUAAUUUAGAUAGAUAUAUUAAACAAUUGCUGAUGGAUUUAAAAAUGUCUCACAGGUUUACAUAAUCAUGUAACCUUGAUAAAAAAAAGGAUGAAGUAAUUGCUUUCCGUAUAGCUUUCCCUCUAUCCCUGUCCUAUUUGUUUUAUACAUUUUCCUGUACGAGAGUCAAAGGCGGUAUUUUGACCCACUUAUGAUAGGCUAUUAGUAGAAUAAUCAAGUAAGUAGAAUGAACUUACCCUCAUCUUUAUUAUUUAGAGUGAUGUGUAGAAAGGCCCUUAAUCGUAAUGUGACCCAAGUUUGAUUUAAAUCCUUUCGCUUUCACUAUUUCCACAUUGAAACCUGUUAGAUGUGAGCACAGUCUUUGCCGUGCCUCAUGGUAUUACGUUUGAAAGGCUUUCUUCAAACAGAAAUACUUUCUCAAAAAAUAGAAAAGAAAUAUAAAAUAUAAAAUCUCAAUCACCGUACUUUUAAAAGAUUUGUAUAUUAUAUUAUCAUUUUUAGACCAUUUAAAAAGUCGUCAUAUGUUUUUAAUAUACUUAGAAAAAAUGGACACACAAAAAAUGGUCUGCACAAAUACACACCAAAUAACUGUCCACUACACACAGCCACACAAAGAACUUGAUAAGAUAUAUAAGCGCUAUUUUGGAAUUCCGUUUUUGUUGCAAAACAAUCCGUUUUCCAACUCCAGAGUCUUUUAUGUUAAUUUCUUCUGUGGCAUCUUUGUUCGAUUUUUGUCCAUCCCUACCUUUGUAGUAAAUGUAAACUUAAUAUCAUGUAAUAUUUAAAUGUUAAACAAUAACCUGAGGCCAAAUAGAAGAAAAAAAGAAGGAUCAUAAUACCCUCAACCCCAAUUACUCAAAAGCGAGACCACCCAACAAAAAGAAAAUAGAAAAUAGAAAAAAAAAAAAAGAAAGGAAAGUUACUAUGCUGCUUUAGUGCUAUGGUUGGCGACAGUCAUAGACCACUCUAUAGAAAUACUUCUGCAAACAUGUUUAAAACUGAAAACAUGCACACAUGAACUGUUUGUCCAUACCUGUCUAGUUCUCUUCAUACGGCUGCUUCUUCCAUUCAGAUGAACAUUUCAUAAAAGUUUUUUCUUGAUUUCUUUUUCUUUUUUUUAAAUGAAAGGGUCUGUUAAGAGACACAAUAUCCAGAACAAAUACGUCACCAGCCUGGUCUUUGACAUUCAAAGCAUGGGACUUUUUUUUGACUGGGAUAUUGCCUAGUCAUUUGUUGUCAUAUGAUAUAUUAUUUUCUGUUUGUUGAAACAGGACCUCAAAACAACACAACGCAUCACCUCAUUUCUUUUUAUUUGUAUUUUAUUUUUAUUUUUGAUUUUUUUUUGUUUAUUAUUUGUUUUUGUUUUUUUCAUACCAAAAACCUGGGGAGAAGAAACUUCUUUUUGCACAAUUGCUGACUAAAGAGAUAUUGAGAACAUAUCAAUUACAUAUACUGUAAGAAAGAUAAAAAAAUGCUUAAUUUGUAUGGUCUGGACUGAUGACGAGAAAAACGAGAGCCAAAUAUGUUGCUUUUGGAGUUUUGGAGAGUUUGCAUUUGUCUCCCAUUCUACAUUCUUAUUUGGAUAGUGUGAUAUGGAAUAGUUGUAUUCCAAACUUAAACAAAAUGUAAAAUAUUUACAUUUUUAAAAUGUAGAAUUUCAUUUUGUAUUGUUUAUUUUUAUGGCCAUUUUUUGUUUGUCAAAGAAAAAAAUGAGGCACUUUUUUACAUUUUUAAAAAAUAGUAGAAAAAGUAAUAUGAUCCAUAUUGGGAGUAAACACAGUGGAAGCAUUUCAGCUUUGUAAGUCAUAGACCUAAGUUUUUAUUCCUUGGGAAUAAAAAAAAUAUAUAUAUAUAUUUCUUCCACGAAACAAACGUGAAUUGAGAAAAAGCUAUUGGCAACAUUUGAGUUUGUCCUCCCCGGGUUUUCUGUGAGCUGAUCUGAAAUUCUAGCACUUUUAAACCUUUGAAAAGAGUAUUUUUUUUCUUUUAAAAGUUCAGCCUUUUAUGUUUGUAUGUUGUUUAUUAUUAUUUUUUUUUUGUAUUUGAUCUUGUACAUGUAUGUGCCAUUAGUUUGAUGUGUAGAAUUUAUUAAUCUUUAUGUAUUUUGUUGUUUUUCCUCCUCUUCCAAAAGAGUAACAGUAUUUUUUGAUAGAUUUUCACUAAUAUUUUCUGCUUCGCCCCCCUUUAGCUCUUUCGCUUCCACGUUUCAGGACAUUCAGAAAUAGAAAGAAGUAGAGUAACAUGUGCUUGUGCAUAGCUUAUCUUCAAAAGCUUUGUUGAAAAAGUCGGUCCAACAAAAUCUGAAGCGGGGGGGAAAAUAACUGACUGGAAAAUGCAAUUUCUGCAAACAAAAGAAGAAAUAGUGGGAGAACAGAAAGAAAAAGAAAGAGAAGGAAUUCAGUUCCAGCAAGGGCUGAAGUGUUUUCAAUCAACACCAUAUUACACAGCUUGACAGGUUCGACUGGUUUUACUGGAAAGAGUAAAAUCCCCCCACUCCCCCCACAAAUAACUCCCCCAUAAAAUAACUUUUGGUUUAAAUUAAGUUUUAUAUAAUAGCUGCCUGGAUGGGUGGAGCUGGGUGUCUGGCAUGAUUGCAGAAAUGGUGAUGGGUAGUUGAGUUUUUCUGGCAGGCAGACGGGCGGGCAGGCAGGCGGGCUUAUUCGAGGCAUCUAGAGCCGCAUUUGUAUCUCAUUUCACGUCCAGGAGCCCAUUGUGCUGCAGUCUGAGAGAAGACUUCAAAAGGUGAGGCUUUUUUCAGCCUGAUAUCAGUCUUGCUCCAGUGCCCCCAUAAAGGAGAGCCUCCCACCCAUUGAGAAUCUUUAGCCUACAUCAAAGUGAACUCCUUAAAGAACUGGAGAACUGCCCUCUCUAGUCACCUGUGAUGCUCCAGCAUCUAGAGCACAAUUCCUAUUGAUUUUCUGAAUUAAACAAAUGUAGGAAAUAUUAUUGUGCAUUUAAUUUUUCGUGGUGUAUUUUUGGAGUUUGUCAAAUUAAGCAAAUCACGGGUAGUUUUUUUGUGUUUGUUUUGAGUAGAGGAUGUAAACAAACAUAUAUAAAUAUUUGACAAAAAGUGCUUAAACUUUUGCCUAAGACAUUGACAUAGUUUUUCAUCAUUCUCUUUAAUUCAAGGGGUUUGAGCAGAAAUGUUGCAUUACCUGUUUAGGAAUCUUAAAGGGUCAGUCAUACACAUUGACAGGGUCAGGCAUCUUACAGGCAAAGCAGUUCUAUGUCCAAAUUUGGUCUAUUUUCUGAAGAUAAACUGAUCAGCAAAAUAACAGAAAUUACAGCUCUGGAAAAAUGACGAAACCACUUCAGUUUCUGAAUCAGUUUCUCUGAUUUUGCUAUUUAUAGGUCGAUGUUUGAGUAAAAUUAACAUUGUUGUUUUAUUCUAUAAAUUAUAAAUUAUUAAAAAAAAUAUUGAAAUGAGAAAUGAAAAUAAAAUAAAAUAAUUAAAAUAAAAGAUGCAGAGCUUUCAAACUUCAAAUAAUGCAAAGAAAACAAAUUCAUAUUCAUAAAGUUUUAGGAGUUUAGAAAUCAAUAUUAGGUGGAAUAACCCUGUUUUUUAAUCAGUUUUCAUGCAUCUUGGCAUGUUCUCCUCCACCAGUCUUACACACUGCUUUUGGAUAACGUUAUGCCACUCCUGGUGCAAAAAUUCAAGCAGUUCAGUUUGGUUUGAUGGGUUGUAAUCAUCCAUCUUCCUCUUGAUUAUAUUCCAGAGGUUUUCAAUUUGGUAAGACCAAAGAAACUCAUAAUUUUUAAGUAGUCGCUUACCCACUAUCAAUAGAAAAUUAAAAUACAAGGUUGUUUUACUUCAAAACUCGAAGCACUGGUAACAUUCAGCAACAGAAAGGACAGAUCAAGACUCAAUAGCCUGUCCACUGCUGGAAAAAAAUCUUUGGACAGAUGAAAGAAAGACAGAUUUGAGUACAAAGAAGUAAAGGUUUUGAUCUGAUGCAAUAUCACAUCAUCUGUUAAGCAUGGUGUAGGCAGUGGUGAUUUGGUGAUGACUUCAAACAGUCACUUAAAACUUAAAAAUAAACAAGUUAGGCAAAGUUUUUACAUUUCAAAUCCGUUGAGGCAGUGUACACAUGCAAAAUGGCAAAAAAUGUGGAACUGUCUAAACAAAUGGCACUUGAUUACGUCUGUGUUUUCUAAGUGUAAAUAAGUUCACACCCUCUACAAAGAACACAUAUCUGCUCAUUCUCAUUGUAAAAGAAACAACACAUUCAUUAUGUUUAUGUCCCCUAUAUGUUCAAUUUAAAAAAUAAGAAUAAAAAUAAUAAGAUUUUCAGUUCAAGAAGCAUUUAAUUUUGUUUCCUGUAAAAGCCCCCCAAGCUAUAUGCACACUCAGAAGGGAAAAUGAAUCUGUAAUUUGAAACCCAGCCCAUCCUUUCUGCCAUUGAACCACAUCCAGCUCUACAUCCUUUUUGUAAUUGAAAAAAGAAAAGAAAAAAAUCUUUAUCUCAAAUUGUACCUACUAGGGAUGCACUUGUCUUAUUUCUCCCGAUAUAAGUAGGCACCUAACUAAGCUAUUAAGGGAAAUUAUUAAAGAUAAUUGAUAUACAGUUUAAAAAAUAAAAAGAACAAUCUGAUUUUUUUUUUUUUAGAAUUAAUUAAAAGUAAAAUAAAAUGAAAUGCUUUCUUCGCUUUAUAGAGAGAAUGCAGAUGGCGUCUGUCUGAGGCGUCCUCUGCUCAUAGUCGUAUUUUAGCUUAACGCAAGUCUUGCAUUCCAAGCUCUUUAUGUAUUCUUGUUUAGCAACAUAGUCCUCUUAUUUUUAGUACUUGCUUAUUACUGCCACCUCUGGCGAAAAAAGGUGAAAAACAAAAAUGGAAUAUUUUUCAUUCAGCCUUACACUAUUUUAUAUAGCAUGGAUUAUAUCAUCUACAGGGAGAAUUGUAUAAAUAAAAAUAACAGAACAAAUGUAACAAAAACACAGUCCACUUUUUUAAUGACAUGACUCACCUACAAUCAGUUGCUGCAAUGUAAAGUGACAGAUAUGUAUAUUGGUUGAUCCAAAGAGAUGACAUUACAACAAACCUAUUUACUUAUUGUACAGUACAUUGUACCUUUUGACUUGUAAUGUAUGAUGUUAAAAUCAUUAAAAGACAAACCCACGGUUUUA